Ipomoea nil (Japanese morning glory) is the source of this 1214-nucleotide messenger RNA. RefSeq names its product gibberellin 2-beta-dioxygenase 1-like. Bases 116 to 1102 code for a protein of 328 amino acids. The transcript has 3 exons. Gene Ontology annotation, biological process: response to light stimulus; gibberellin catabolic process. NCBI's taxonomy places the organism in Eukaryota, Viridiplantae, Streptophyta, Magnoliopsida, Solanales, Convolvulaceae. The record is from RefSeq and is a predicted model, not a curated record.
GAAACUCAACUCAAACAUCUCUUACCUCAUCCAUAGCUCCCAACAACACAACCAUCAAAAACCAUCUUCACAUUCCAUCAAUCAAUCAUCUUAAUUAAAUUCCCAGCCAGCACCCAUGGUGGUCUUGUCCAAGUUCUCCUCCGUCGUCAAGACCUGCAAACCGCCGGCACUUUUCCCUGCCGGCGCCGUGCCGUUGAUAGACCUCUCCAAGCCCGACUCCAAACACCUCCUCGUCAAGGCCUGCGAGGAGUUCGGGUUCUUUAAGGUUGUCAACCACGGCGUCCCUUCUGACUUCAUAUCCACACUCGAAUCAGAGGCCCUCAGAUUCUUCUCCUCUCCCCUGUCGGAGAAGCUCAAAGCAGGCCCCCCUGACCCCUUCGGCUACGGCAAUAAGAACGUCGGCGCCUGCGGCGAUAUCGGCUGGGUCGAAUACAUUCUCCUCUCUACCCGUCACCCACAACUCAAUUUCCAAAAGUUCUCUUCCAUCAUGGGCUUAUCGCCGGAAAAUCUCCGCACUGCUGUGAAUGAAUAUGUGACGGCAGUGAAGAGAAUGGCCUGCGAGAUUCUUGAAUUAUUAGCGGAUGGUUUAAAGAUUCAUCCUCGGAAUGUGUUUAGUAAACUGCUAAUGGAUGAACAGAGCGACUCUGUUUUCCGGCUGAAUCACUACCCGCCCUGCCCGGAGCUCGGGAAAAACCCGAUUGGCUUCGGAGAGCACACCGACCCUCAGAUCAUCUCCGUUCUCAGAUCCAACAACACCUCCGGCCUUCAAAUCGCGUUGAACGACGGCAGCUGGAUGUCUGUCCCCCCCGACCAACACUCCUUCUUCAUCAACGUCGGAGAUUCUCUCCAGGUUAUGACGAAUGGGAGGUUUAAGAGCGUUAGGCACAGGGUUUUGUCGAACAGCGCAAAAUCGAGGCUGUCAAUGAUUUACUUCGGAGGGCCGCCAUUGACGGAGAAGAUAGCUCCCCUGCCUUCAUUAAUGGAAGCUGAACAAGAUAGCUUGUACAGAGAGUUUACAUGGUUCGAGUUCAAAAAAUCUGCUUUUAGUUCUAGGUUGGCUGUAAACAGGCUGGUUCCCUUCGAGAAGAUUGCAGCUUCAUGAUGUUUUGUACUUUUCUUUCCUUGCUUUAUCAUCUAGUGUACUAUGUUAUUAGGAAACGUGGUUGUCAACUUAGAUUCUUCAUUAGGUUUUGAAUGAUAAUAUUUUGAUUCAA